Molecule: messenger RNA, 1441 nt
Organism: Melanotaenia boesemani (Boeseman's rainbowfish)
Lineage: Eukaryota; Metazoa; Chordata; Actinopteri; Atheriniformes; Melanotaeniidae
Gene: wbp4
Product: WW domain binding protein 4
Exons: 10
Coding region: 103-1344 (413 amino acids)
Biological process (GO): mRNA splicing, via spliceosome
Cellular component (GO): nucleus; precatalytic spliceosome
Molecular function (GO): RNA binding; protein binding; zinc ion binding
Source: RefSeq, a predicted model, not a curated record
UCACAAAUGGCCAGUGUUGUCAUUCUUAAAAUGUGGGAAGCGGUUUUCUUUUUAUGUUGCUUGUUUUAAUGGUUUUGUCGUGUUUAGUCCAUUAACAUUACAAUGGCUGACUACUGGAAGUCGCAACCGAGAAAAUUCUGCCAGUAUUGUAAGUGCUGGAUUGCAGAUAACAAGCCUAGCGUAGAAUUCCACGAAAGAGGCAAGAAUCACAAAGAAAAUGUGGCUGCCAAAAUUUCAGAGAUUAAAAAGAAGAGCAUUGACAAGGCGAAGCAGGAGGAGCGGAUGUCCAAACAGUUUGCAGCAAUGGAGGAGGCGGCACUGAAAGCCUAUGAGGAAGAUCUGAAGAGGAUGGAAAGGGAAUCACAAGGAUUAAGUUCUCCAACUCCAGCUCCAGCAAAACCACAUCCACAACCUCAAGUAAGACCUCAGCCCAAGAAACAAGAAAAGAAAAGAGAGAAAGCAAAGAAGAAAUCCAGAGGAAAACCAGAACAGACACAGGUUUGGGUGGAAGGCCUGACAGAUGAUGGAAACACGUACUUUUACAACACAAUAACUGGAGAGUCUCAGUGGGACAAACCAGCUGGUUUCCAGGGAGAAAGUUCAGCCUCUGCACAGUCUGAACAGCCUGAGAGUUCCUCAGGCUCUGUUUGGAUGGAAGCUGUCAGUCCUGAUGGUUUUACAUAUUACUACAACACAGAAACAGGAGAGUCCAGCUGGGAGAAACCAGCAGACUUUCCUUCUAAUGAAGCACCUGAAUCCAACAAAGAAGGAGAGAGCCAGGACGAGCCUUCAGCUCCUGAGCCGGAGCCACUCUCAGGAGGAGAGGAGAGCUCCAAGGAGGCAUCUGAGGAGGCACAAGCUCCUGAAGACGCUAGUCAGCAGCCCAAAGUCCCAAAGAUCAGCUUCAGAAAAAGAAAAGCCGAGGCUGAGCCUGCAGAAAAACUAGAAGAAGAAAAAGUGUGUGAUGAUGUUUCUAAGGAGGAAGAGAAAGAGACAAAAAAAGAGGAGGAAGCCCAAAACACAGCAACUGAACCUGAGAAAACAGAGGAAAAGCCCACAUCAGGGGGGAGACAGGCCAAAAGACCAAAAGCUGCCAAUCCAUAUGGAGUCUGGGAGCAGAUAAAGGAAGAAGUAGAUCCAUAUACAAAGGUGGACUUACAGUUGCCCCAGGUUGAGGAAGGCACCACCAGCGCUCAAGCCGACCUCCCUCCAGAGCCAAAACCAAAGUUCAGGGAACGGGUCAUCACCUCCAUCGGAGAUGAAAGUGGACCUGCUUCUUUCAGGAAAAACAAGACACAGAACGGCAAAUCCAGAAGCCUUCGACAGAGAGACAACGAUGACUGACACGAGCACAAAAACAUCCAAGCUAGAAUUCAGCAGAUUUAGACUUUAACAGAAAUAAUUUUCUCCAGGAACUUUUCCAAGAGCCAUUUUAAAUUUA